Messenger RNA from Lathyrus oleraceus (garden pea), 1011 nucleotides. RefSeq lists its product as uncharacterized. Bases 1 to 1011 code for a protein of 336 amino acids. NCBI's taxonomy places the organism in Eukaryota, Viridiplantae, Streptophyta, Magnoliopsida, Fabales, Fabaceae. The record is from RefSeq and is a predicted model, not a curated record. The transcript has 5 exons.
AUGGCUAGUGAUCAAGAAAACUCACAAGAUGCAAAUGCUCCUGAUGAUACUUCAGAAAAAGAAAUUACACGAGGCAUCACUAUUAUGAAGAGUAUCAUUCGUGAUAGAGAUAAAGCAGUAACAUAUAAUGUAAAUUGGAAUGCUGAUAACCAACUAAUUGGGUCUAAUGCUGCAAAGUUGGCAAGCUACAUUGGUACACUUGUUCGUAUGCACAUUCCAAUCACUGCUACAAGAUGGAGUAAUAAAGAGUUGGGUAGCGCUAAAGAUAAGAUUUGGACUGAGAUACUGAGGUCUUUUAACAUUGAAGAUACAACUAUCCGAAAAAAGUAUAUACUUCAAUUGGCCGGAAAAAGACACAGAGGGUGGAGAACGUUUUUAACAAACAAGUAUCUUAAGGACAAAGAAAUUUUUUUUGUUGAAUAUGAUCCGGAAUAUCCAGUGAAGUAUGCGAUCUUCAUUACAGAAGAAGAAUGGGUUGCUUUUGUAGCCCAAAGAAGAGACGAAAAUUUCAAGAAAGUGAGUGCCACAAAUCGCGAGAGAGCGUCAAAUCCCACGUAUGCAUACAAAAAAGGGCGUUUGGGAUAUGCACGCUUAGAGGAAAAAAUUUUAGACGAGACGAAAAGUGACGCAACAUCACUUCCGCCACAUGUUUUGUGGAAAGAAGCUCGUGUGGGAAAGGAUGGAACUGUUAGGGAUGACGUUCAACAUAUUUAUGAUGAAUGUGAGACCCUAUCUCAAUCGAUAAGCACAGCUGAGGACCAGGAGAACAGGAGCGUACUUAGUAGAGCACUAAAUGUUCCUGAGUAUCCCGGUCGGGUGAGGGGUAAAGGGCAUGGUUGUACUCCAACUUCCUUGUAUAAGAAUCCAAGGAGAAGAAAUCCUAGCAAUCAAGAAGUGAUGGAGACGUUGCAGGCAUUACAAGCGCAAGUUCUUCAAUUGCAAAAGGAUAAUGAGAGAUAUAGGGCAUUUCAUCUUGUCAGCUAUACUUAUCGUCACCGACUUAUCGCCUAG